Molecule: messenger RNA, 5234 nt
Organism: Monomorium pharaonis (pharaoh ant)
Lineage: Eukaryota; Metazoa; Arthropoda; Insecta; Hymenoptera; Formicidae
Product: knirps-related protein
Exons: 5
Coding region: 2543-3769 (408 amino acids)
Biological process (GO): regulation of DNA-templated transcription
Molecular function (GO): zinc ion binding; DNA-binding transcription factor activity; sequence-specific DNA binding
Source: RefSeq, a predicted model, not a curated record
UAAAAUAAAAUAAAUUUAACUCACCAAUAUGAUGCACAGUAAUGGAGUUGUAGCAACGAUGUUAAUCUAUAAAAUACAAACAAAAUUACAAUAAUGUUUCUAAAAAAUUUUAAAAUGUUUCAAAAAAUUAUUACCAAAUAUUACAUUUAAUGUACGUUAAUGUACUUUUUAAUAUAUGUUAUUGUAUGUGUUUAGUGUACAAAAUAUAGUACUAUCCAUAAUAUUUAAAAUGCAGGAAGAUAUAUAAAAAUACAUCAUAUAUGUUUUUGCGUGAUCUCUAAUUAUAAAGUACGAUUAUUACCAUCCAUGUCAUAAAAUAUUUCACGCGUCUCAGAACAAAAGUAAAUACACUUCUGAGAUUCAAUUCUAACAUUGUUAUCAUUAUUGAUAAUUGCAACCGGUUAAAACAUAACUUUCGGGACAGACGCAUUUAAAUCUUAAAAUAAUCCAGUUUUUAAAAUAUAAAUUAUCUAAAUUCCGAUGCCAAUUUUCGACCGUUCAAAGUGAAUAUCAUUAGGGCGAGAAGAAAGAAUACGAGCAAAAAUACCUCCGUGGCGACAACAAGCAAUCACCGUAAUAAACAAUAAAAUAUUCCGUCAUUAAAUAAAUAACAAAUAUAUUACCUGGAUGGAUGCUCCGUCGAUGCCUGACGCCUUCCCGGGCCGCCUCCUGCUCCUCCUCACUCCUUCGUCCGUUGCUGCUCCUUCAUGGCACUCACACAUACACAACCGACACUCGCUCGCUCGCGAAAAUAAGGUUAAUUACUCGCGCUAAUCGCACACGGGAAUACGAUGAUCGCGCGGCACUUUGACACGGCACUCCCGAGGUCAGUCGUACGCGACGUGCGCUUCGUUACAUCGCGAUACGGGAAGGAUGAGACGCGAUAAGACACGGAAGAGAGGAUUGUGGCGAUAACUCGACCGACGCCACGAAUCGCGCGAUCUGCACUCGCGAGCUAACCUCACCGUCGCGUCGCGGUCGCCGUCGGUUGAACGACGCGACGUAUCGACGGCGCAAUGGAUUUCGGGCGAAUUAACUUCGGUUUCCGUCCACGCGACGGAAUACGGAUCUCCACGGGUCAUCUCGAACGCGCGCUUUUCCGACGUAUCUUUUCCGGCGCGACCGCGACGCCACGAAGGAUAGCCGGCGCCUCGCCAACGUACGAACUCGCGUACCCCCGUGAUUACGCGGUGACGACGAGUAUCGAGAGCCACGAUCGCGGCCGAACACGACCGUACGGGACAAUUAUACGUAUCGCGACACCACUCGACCGCGAUAUCCAUCGACUCCGCGACAUUCCGCCGGUAAACACAAGUGCUCCAAUAUGGCGUUGUUUGUUGCGCAGCCGCACCCCUGGCCCCCUGUACGGCCACUUGUACGGAGUGAUACGACGUGAGUCAUGUGAUGCACUCGUAUGACGUGUCUAACGAAUCACGUAACGGUAAACGACCGAAAUUCAGCAUUGCGCCCUUAAAGUCCGCGAGGUAUCGUCGUCGACGAACGACAGAAUUGUGUGUCGCAAAUUUCUAUCCUUCUACGAAACACCGAUUCGACUCUCAAUAGUAGCGUGUGGUACCCGGAAGGCCGGAAGAGACGCGCUCGCACGACGCGACGCCUACUUCAGACGGGUGAAUCGUGCGACAAGAGGUACUCGUUUCCGCGAAUCGCGAGACCGAGUCGCGGGCGGAUUCACGUAGCUCCCGUUCGCGGUCGACGAUCGUUCGUUUUCACGGCUUCCGUGUCGCGAGUGUUGUCCGAUUGUGUGCGAGGUGAGAGGGUGAGACGCGAAUAAGCGGCUCGCGUCUCGCCGGACGUUUCCGCGAAUCGCGAGACCGAGUCGCGGGCGGAUUCACGUAGCUCCCGUUCGCGGUUGACGAUCGUUCGUUUUCACGGCUUCCGUGUCGCGAGUGUUGUCCGAUUGCGUGCGACGUGAGAGGGUGAGACGCGAAUAAGUGGCUCGCGUCGCGUCGACCGCCGAACCAAGGUCGCGCCUGCCGUCCCAACAACAAAGUGUCUACGUGCUCCCCGCGCGCCGUGCGCCGUACGUACGUGGAAAAAAAACAGAGUCGCCGUUACACCACGGGAUGUGUUUACCGCGUUAGAAAACCGCACGGAUUUCCUGUCGCCGACUCUUCACGCCUCCGACGAGCGUCGGGUAUCCUGCUGGCUGGACUUUGUCGACGUUACGUGAGUGUUGAGUGAAAUGAGCAAAUCUGAGAAGACUUGGGGGAGCAUCAGGCGACGGCAAAACAACCAUAGGAUCAAAGGAUUUCCGCAUUACAACGUAUUAUGCGCUCUGUUAAUCUUUCGAACACUCGUAUAAAAAACUGGCCAAAAGGUUUCAAAGAAAAUGGCGAUGAGAAAGCGACGGACAUGGCAAUAAGGGCAGGUAAAGGAAUCAACAACAAUGGGGGUCUCGAAAUGCGAGAAGGAAGAGCGGCGGGAAAGAAGGCACGGGGCAACUUUGAGAAGGAAAAGAAAGGAGGAAAGACAAGGAGAGGAAGAAGAAGAGACGCUUGCGGCUCGUGAGGAUCAGGCAUAGAUGAACCAACAGUGCAAGGUGUGCGGUGAGCCAGCGGCUGGCUUCCACUUCGGUGCAUUCACCUGCGAGGGUUGCAAGUCUUUCUUCGGACGCUCGUACAACAACUUAGCAACCAUCGCCGACUGCAAGAACGACGGCAAGUGCGUGAUAAAUAAGAAGAAUCGCACCGCGUGUAAAUCUUGCCGUCUGAGAAAAUGCAUCUACGUCGGGAUGUCAAAGUCUGGCUCGCGGUAUGGUCGCAGGUCGAACUGGUUCAAGAUCCACUGUCUCUUACAGCAGCAGCAACAGCAAGAACAGCAGCAGCAGAUAGAACAGCAGAUGCAACAGCAACAGCCGUUGCAGCAGCGCCAGCAGCAGCAACACUACCAGCCGGCUCUUCUCAUGUCCCAUCAAUUGUCGCAGCAGCAACGUAACCCGACGAGUUCACCCAUCCAUGGCAUUCACGGCAAUCAAAGCAGGGACGAACCCUCGAUGCUGAGCGCAGACUCGCCCAACAUAAGCUCACCCGAGUCUCACAAUAGCGACAGCUCCGUCGAUGUCUCCGAAAGGAGAGCGGCCUUCGCCGGACAUCACAGUAUGCGGCCACUUUCGCACUUGCCACCAGUUGAUUUGUCUGCCCUGGGCCUGCCAUUGGGCUUCCCUCUCGGCGGUAUGUCACUCCUGCCGUCGGCCUUCCUGCCACCACCCGGGCUCACCAUGUUUCCACCCUACGCUCACGUAUACGCGGCGCCACACGGCGCAUCUCAUCCCCUUAUGCCGAAUCAUUCGUCCAGCCUGCUGCAACGUUCGCCGACGGCAACUACGAACGAUGAAAACGCCGACGAGCCCGCGACCGCCACGACGUCGACCAUGACAACGACCGUAGCCACGACGACCACGUUAAGAAUCUCAACGUCGUCAACCGACGACAAAGACUCCUAUGAGAAAAACAACAAUAAUGACCGAUUCUGUCUGGAUAUGGCCCUAAAGAGAGAAACGAGCGAGCAAACGUUGGAGAGAUCGCGGAAGAGUAUGCGACUUUCCGAAGGUAGUUCAACCGAAUGCAGUCCGGAACGGGAAGUCGCCUGCCCACCGCCGCAGGAUAAUCCAAUAGAUCUCUCCAUGAAAGCCGCUGUGACACCUGUUAGCGAUCAUCUACAGAACGAGAUAGAAGAUGAAAUAGAUAACGUCAGUGAUGCAGAAAACUCGGCCGCGAAGAAACCCAUAGAUUUAACAACAAAAUCCUAACUGACCAUAAUUUAAAAGAACAAGAACAAUUGUAGAUAGAAACGAGGAUGUUUCCUUCCUCUCUAAUGGACAUCUGUCCCUAUUGGGACAAAACGUAUCACGCUUUAUUUAAAUUUAUUCACCUACAUAGUUGUUCUUUAGUUUAUUCCAAAAACGAUAAUGUUUUACAAUAAUAUUCCCCGAUAGGCAUAUUGUGCAAAUAUUGCACAUUGUAUUGCAAAUGUAAUUUAAUAAAUUGUCCCAUCGUGGUUAUUAUUAACUCUUCACAUGGAAAAUGCAAGGGAUAAGAAUAUUUUUUAUCUCGCUGUUCUCUGGUUACACAAUCCCGUGUAUAUAAGUGAAUAGCUUUCUCGUCGCGUGAUUGUCCUGUCAUUCAUAUGCACAGGAUCAAAUUAUUAUAGAUUAUCCUUCGAGAGAAUAAAAUUUGUUCCGUUUGAAACCAGAAAUGAUACGCCACAAAGUUUAAUUUUUGCGGGUUUUUACGGCCUAUUUUUAGUUUUAUUUAAUUGAACACGGACGUUAUUGCGCACUAACAACGAAAAUUACAUUCGAUAAAUACGAAGUAGAAAACGAUUUGUUUAUAUCAUUUAAAUCUUUAAGUAGCGAAAUAAAAUAGUUUAUUACAUUGACGAGGCACUUGCGUUGGUAUUUAUGUUAAUAUUAGCAAGAGAGCAAAAGAGCAAGAGAGCGAGAAAGAGAGAGAGAGAGAAAGAGAAAAGUUUUCAGUCAAUAUUGAAAUUAUAUAUAUUGAAAUUGGCGUUCAAAAUGCGAUCUUCAAAAGAAAUAAUUUUAAAAGAUAGCAUUAUACAUAGAGAACUUGCAAUUCAAUAGAAAAAAAUUUACAUCUUAUAAAAAAAAAUUAGAAUUCAUAGAUUUACAUACCUAUAUACAUGUUUAUGUAUUUGUAUAAAAAUUGGUGACCUAAUGUAAUGAAUUAUAAUGAAUAUUGACUAAAUUUUUUUAUUUUAAUACUUAAAAGAGCAAAGGUAUCAUUCGAAUUUUUAUUUUAUCUCUCUCGUAUAACUUUCUUCUAUAUAAAAAUUAUAUAGAAGAGCACGUCUUUUUUCAGUAUGUUCAAUAGUGAAAUUUAAUACUUUGAUAUCAUCGGAAAUUUUUUCUAAUCUAAUGUUAAUCUUCCAAGCUGAUUUAAUUAUUUCUAACGUAUAUCAAACUUUGGCAAUGUAAUAUUUUAAAAAGUGAAUCAAAAAAGUAAUGAAAGACUUUUGGUUAAAAAAUUUAAUUUAAGAAAUAAUCGUCAGAAAUUAUUCAAUUAGAGAAUGAGUUGAUAUACAAAUUGUACAUACAUUUAUUAUCCGUACAACAUAGUAUACGAUUAGUUAUAGUCAUAUCUCGUGAUUUAGGAAAAUUAAUAAAAUGCAUAUCGAUUUUAUUUCAUUGUUAAACUAUUUUCAUAGAUGAAUAAAUUUUCAUAGAAUGUUCGAAAUAAGAACUGAUUGAAAAGACG